Perkinsus marinus ATCC 50983 is the source of this 1548-nucleotide messenger RNA. RefSeq lists its product as hypothetical. Bases 1 to 1548 code for a protein of 515 amino acids. The record is from RefSeq and is a predicted model, not a curated record. Gene Ontology annotation, molecular function: protein binding. Gene Ontology annotation, cellular component: nucleus. Gene Ontology annotation, biological process: cytoskeleton organization; regulation of transcription by RNA polymerase II; regulation of cell shape. The transcript has 14 exons. NCBI's taxonomy places the organism in Eukaryota, Perkinsozoa, Perkinsida, Perkinsidae.
AUGUACAGGACGAGAAGGCUACUAGCUCUUAGGUAUUGUGUCCGUUUUGCAUGUAACUCCCGUGUUAUCGUCACUGGUGGGGAUGACUAUCGAUUGAGGGUAUGGGAGACUAAGACGGGAAGGUUGAAGUCGACUUUGGCUGGCCAUACUGGAGAGGUCAUGGAAACUGCUGUCAACUACUGUGAUACGAUAAUUGCCUCGUCUGCUACUGAUAAAACAGUACGGUUAUGGAAGGUGAGUGAUGAAGACCAACAAAGUCGUCCUUUAACAACUCUCCAAUUCACUGCUGAGGUCCACUUUAUGGCUUUCUCUCCAUCUAAGGAUCAUGAGCAAGUCUUCAUAACAGUUACAUGUGAUGGUGGUAUUUUUAUAUGGGAUCUAACUACGGUCACCAGAGACAACGGGGGAGAGGUGCUUAGUGCAUAUUGCAAGUAUUAUCUUGAUGUUGAGAGUAAGCUCAUACGGGGAUUUGAUAUUUUCUCGGGACCUAAGAUAGGCACUAGGAUGGUAGAAGACAUCUCCGAUCCUUCCUCUGUGGAGGGGUACACUAAUCGAUAUUUGAACUUCUGGUUUGCCGUUGGAUGUAGUGAUAAGUGUGUUCGGGUCUUCUCGGUACAACCACAUGGCGAUAGACCGGUUAAGAUGGACGUUAGGAAUCCCGAAUUCGUCAAAUACCAUCAUUUAGAGUUCGAGCUCAGUGGUGUCCAUACCCAAAUAGUGUCCCAUGUGUGUUUUGAUAACCUAAAUGGUGAUUGUGCAUCAUCUGAUGAUCAUGGUGGCCUCGUAUUAUGGCGUCUAUCCUCAUCAACUAUGUAUAGUAGGCCCAGGCAGAAGUGGAUAGAAGCUUUGCGUUUGUCGAGCCCUUUAAACCCCCUUCCUGAGUAUAUUGAAUUGGUACGGCCUAUCAUCCCAACUGGUGAUUCAAUCAUCCGAAUGUGUGUGGACGGUGAAACUACACUAUGUAACCUAUCUAAGGCAUGCCCAUCGGUUCAAGGGUAUUGGGGGUAUCACGCUAUACGAACCUUUUCUUGGACGGCUGAUGACAAGUAUAUUAUCUGUGGGGUAGCAGAGAACCCAGUAGAGGCAUCGAAAGACGAGACACCUACUGUACCAACAGAAGGUCGACAAUACCGCUAUGGUGCACUAGUGUUCGAGGCCCCCUCUGCACGACUAGUUGAUGCUGUUAUGCAUCCUUCUUUGGUUAAUGGGGAAGUCUAUGUGGCUUUACCGGCUAAGUUCCUAUACCCCUGGUUAUUCUGUCUAUGCUCUUAUGAUGGUGGUGUGACCUUGUGGAGUAUAGAUCCUCAUAAGAGCCGAGCUCAAGUUGUGAAUAAGUUCGAUCUCUCUAGUUGCUACACUGAUGAUCCUCAUUCGUCGAGGCAAUUCUGUGAUGGUCAAUUCGAUGGUAGAGGGGACUUUGUGGUGACAGAUAACCUUGGAUGUGUACACUACUUUUCAACUGGAGAGCCUGCAUUAUCGGGUAGUUCAUUAGCAGCUCCAUUAGAGGAACAGUUUUUCGAGGGGGAUUACCUUAUGGGCGUAAGAUAG